AUGGGGAUUCAAGAUAUCUGGAAUUUUAUUAAACCAACGGCAAUAACUAUGAAGCUUGCAGACUAUACACUUGAAAACAGGAACGCAAGUGACCUGGUAUGCCGUAUAGGAAUAGAUGCUCAGGCACUGCUCCGGGGUUUCCGAGCAGUUGAUCCCAGCACGGUCUUCAUUCAAACCUAUGACUUCCUGUGCCAUCUGUGUCGAGCUCCCGCCGCUGAUUUCAUUUUUGUAUACGCCAGCCCUGAGUCAGGAGUCAAUGUCAACGAACUGGAGCAAUUUAAGGAAUUGCUCAAAGCCUUCAGUUAUCACAUACAUGUGACAGAAGCGGAAGUGAAUGCUGAGCUGUCGGCCAUGAGCAACUUUGGGUUGAUAAAAGCAAUUCUUACCAAUGACGGAAACAUAUUUCCCUUUGGUGCGAACUGUGUUCUCUCGCUUAACCGUGCGGAAUCAUCUCCUACAAGCUUUGUGGUGGAUGUAUAUUGUGCAAGAACCAUUCAAGAGCGUCUCGGAAUUUCAAAAGAAGGAUUCAUUCUAAUUGCUCUGAUUGUUGGAAGUGAUUAUAAUGAAGGAAUUCAUGGCAUUGGUAUGAUGACCGCGAUUGCAUUGGCAAAAUGCGGGUAUGGAGAGGCCUUGCUCCGUAACUACCAUCAAUUUUCCCAGUCCUCCCAUUUGCUUGACAGUUCCUUUGUCGAAUUGAAUUGUUCCAUUGCGGAUGAAAUCGAGUCAAAUUCUAGACACUAUCUUCGACGACGGAGCCCCCAACGCGCACAUGCAUUCCUGGAUGCCCACUUCCCAUCAAGUGAUACCUUGAGGACCCUAAAAAUGUUCACAGAGCCUAUCACCGACCUCUCACCUUCAUCGGGCCCUCAGGUUGGUUCAAAAUGGGUGUACAACAUACCACACCCCCCAAAGAUUGCGGCCUUUUGCAGGAAAUACUUUCGCUGGAGUUCGGAGCUUGUGAAUCAAAAAUUCCGCAGUGAGCUCUAUGCUGGAGUAAUUAUCCGAAUGCUUUGCUCCAAAUACGUGGUCUACAACCCGGUAAAUGGGGAAAUCUUGGUGCCGUUAGUGCAGAGUCAUUUUGAUCUGGACCAUUCUGGACGACCUUAUGCUUUUACCCUGUCCACAACAAUCGGAGGCAAGAACCCUCCCUCUGUACAUGGUAAAGAACUUCAUGAUGCCAUUGAUGUUGAUUUUAGUACAUCGUUCUUUACCCAAGUAGCUGGUCUUGUCUGUUCAGAUGAGCAGAUGAUCAGAGUUGCUAUCCCUGCUCCCAUUCUUGCCGUGGCUCUGCGACUCAGACUGUGA
Molecule: messenger RNA, 1305 nt
Organism: Lentinula edodes (shiitake mushroom)
Lineage: Eukaryota; Fungi; Basidiomycota; Agaricomycetes; Agaricales; Omphalotaceae
Exons: 6
Coding region: 1-1305 (434 amino acids)
Molecular function (GO): DNA binding; 5'-flap endonuclease activity
Source: RefSeq, a predicted model, not a curated record